Armigeres subalbatus is the source of this 575-nucleotide messenger RNA. RefSeq lists its product as uncharacterized. Lineage: Eukaryota; Metazoa; Arthropoda; Insecta; Diptera; Culicidae. The coding region runs from base 29 to 460 and encodes 143 amino acids. The record is from RefSeq and is a predicted model, not a curated record. The transcript has 3 exons.
GGAAGCUAGAGCGAUUGAGACGGCUGAUAUGAAAUUGUCACCUCGGAUUAGUACACCAAAACAGACUGAGCGGAAUAAUUUGGGAAGAAUCGUAGGAAGAAUGGGUUCAAGUAGUUUAAUACAGAAAAAGAAGCCUGGCGGAAUCGGUUUGUCCAGUGCCAGGGCAAAUGCCUUCAACCACCAGUUCGAUCGAUCUGGGUUCGGAUCAAGCUCAGCCCAUGCCGGUGCGCAGUCGUUUUCAAGCCGAGGUCCACUGGGAGGAUUUGGAGUAUCUUCCGCAAACUCCGCAACGCAGACAUUUCGAAUGGGACCACGUGGACUAACAGGUUCAUCACAAUAUUCUGGAAGUCAAAGUUAUAAAUUAGGAAAUCGUCAUUUGAACAUAGCACUGAGCAGAGGGUUAUCGAUGGCAAACGGAAAACCAAGUAUAUCGCAUGGAAGCUCGAUAAGUUUCUCUUGAUGACAAUUCUGAGGAUUUUCUGAGGAAAACAAUAGAGAAAAUAAUACUCAACAUCUGAUUAAUUGUAUUGCUGGACAUGGAACUAUUGUUUUGAAUAAAAAAAGACUCAGCAUAA